This is a messenger RNA of Sphaeroforma arctica JP610, 1470 nucleotides long. RefSeq lists its product as hypothetical. The transcript is spliced from 10 exons. NCBI's taxonomy places the organism in Eukaryota, Ichthyosporea, Ichthyophonida. Gene Ontology annotation, molecular function: L-2-aminoadipate:2-oxoglutarate transaminase activity; pyridoxal phosphate binding. Gene Ontology annotation, biological process: biosynthetic process. Bases 110 to 1390 code for a protein of 426 amino acids. The record is from RefSeq and is a predicted model, not a curated record.
AUUUAGUUCUAUCCUUUUACUAUAGUUGUCCCUCCAUACACACAAUACGCGUCCUGUGAAUUAUCGUUGUGAUCGGCGAGACAGAAAAGUGUAGUAGAACAGUGCACAUAUGUUAAGAAGCCUCUGUGGACAUAUAGGUCGUAUUCCCAUAAAAACUCUCUCCUCGCCUACAGGAUUUCUACUUACGAGACGAUUUACCUCUCAACCAACAGGCAACAUGGCGUCGGCAUGGAAACGAGCAACUAGCGAUGUCAUAGACUUCGGUAUUGGACAACCAUCGAAGAAUCUCCUGCCAAUGGACCUGAUUAGCGAUGCCGUCAGUGAUGUGGCGAAGCGCUGCCGAAACGACACUUUCGAUGUUCGUGACGUAUUGCAGUAUGGUGACAAUUCCGGACAAGCACCUGUAUUAGAAUCAAUAGCUAAGUGGCUGUCUAAAGAAUACGAAAGUGACGUAUCGGCUGACCGUCUGUUUCUAACUAACGGCUCGUCGAGUGCGUUGGAGAUAGUGUGCGCAACCUUGACGCAGCCAGGAGACUUAGUUCUGAUUGAAGAUCCGACAUACUUUUUGGCCUUGUCAGUUUUCAAUGAUCAUUCCUUGCGAUGCUUACCAGUGCCAGCAGACCACAACGGACUCGAUCUUGAAGCCUUGGAAGAUAUCUUGGAUCAAAAUCCCGAAGUCAAAUUCAUCUAUACCAUACCAUCAUAUGGCAACCCAUCGUCAUCGACCAUGCCACUGUCCGCUCGAAAAAAAUUUGCCGCCAUAUUGGAGAAACGGAAACUGCUGGCAGUAACCGAUGAUGUGUAUCAGAGCCUAUACUUUCCCACACCCACGGGAGUGUCCCAGAAGCCUCCGUCGGUGAUGUCGUCAAUAUGUCCCGAUUGGUGUAUAUCUCUGGGAUCCUUCAGUAAGCUUUUAGCACCGGGGUUGAGGUUUGGAUGGGUGCAAUCACCUGAGCGAGUUCACAGCGCCAUCCAGAACCGAGGCUACGUGAACAGUGGUGGGGGUCUACAUCCAUUCGCUGGUGCCAUCGUAUAUUCCUUGGUAGAGUCCGGUAGAUUUGAUGUCCAUCUUGAUGCACUACGGAAGACCUUGGGUGAGAGAAAGGGUGCAAUGUGCGAAGCUCUACGAGUAGGGCUGGCGGGGACAGAUGUGACCUUUACGGAUAGUGACGGAGGCUACUUUGUCUGGCUCACUUGCCCUGGGCGUGACAUGACAGCGCUAAUGGUCGACUGCAAGGAAGCUGGAGUCAGCUACACACCAGGUUCAAAGGCAUCGGUCGACGGUAAGGCUCAUGGCCACUGCGCACGACUAUCGUUUGCAUAUUACAACAUAGAUGAAAUUCAAUUGGGAAUUGAUCGCUUGUGCACUGUCUUGAAAAAGCAGACAUAACAUAACAUAAAAAGUGUAUACUCUAUCUGCAGUGCUUGUAUUUGGGGCGGUCUAGCAGUGUACCAUGCCUAAUAACUGCA